This is a messenger RNA of Mesorhabditis spiculigera, 793 nucleotides long. NCBI's taxonomy places the organism in Eukaryota, Metazoa, Nematoda, Chromadorea, Rhabditida, Rhabditidae. The record is from the annotation of a GenBank genome assembly.
AGCCCGUUUCACCGGCGAGAUCGACGACGCCGAGCUGUUGUGCUGGCGCUAUGAAGAAGUGAUCCGCGAGGCCGCGUGGGCUGAGCUCGAGCUCUGGGUGUACCUGAGGAAGACGAGGAGCAAGAGCAGCAGCUCCCGGAAUCGCGCGUUGCUGACGUCGGUGCUUGGGCUUUUGAGGGUGACCAGCUCGACCUCCAGCUCGGCCCACCCUCGGGCGUUCGGCUACAACUCGGCUCGCGUCAUCAUCCGGCCAAAUCUUCACCAUCGGGCUCGGUUAAACAUGAGGCUAAAGAAGACGAUCAGCACUCGUCCGACUUACGUGACUGCCACAAGGCCGACUUUCGAGACAGCAACAACGCAAGAGAGCCGAGUGGCUACUGAUGAAGCCCAGUCGUUCACCUACGAGACGCCGACCACCGGCACGGGGACUCGAGACAUCCCAACCCUUACCCGUGAACAAGUGCCAAAGAAAACCAAGUCGACCUCGCGCUCACAUGUCCGGAGCACGACGUCGACGGCCGAGAGUACGAUCCUAACGUUCAAAUGCCCCGACCGCUCGUCAAAUCAGAGUUCCACCACGAGGCGCUCACACUCACGCCUGAAGAGCACGACGUCGACCGGGGAGAAUACGAUGGUGCCUCGGGAGCAUGAGGAAAAGCUGGACAAAGCAGCUGCCAGGCGUUCAAGGGCAAAGAGCACGACGUCGACCACGGAGAAUACGAUGGCAGCCCGAAUCGAUGAAGCCGAAAAUCCUCCACCGACUCCCGAUGGAUCUCCGGAUCGAACCGAGUGG